CGUGCGUCAUGACGUUGACCCGGAAGUAUUAACUACCGAAUGCCAAUCGUUUUCUACAGCGAGACUUUAUUUUGUGGAUGGCAUUCAGUUCACCACGAUUUUAGUCGUUGGUUUAAAACGUUCAUUGUUACCUUUCACAUUAUCUGCCAACGUUAACCGGAGCACCAUGAUGUCUGCGACAAUGCUUCUCAAGCUGCAGAUGAGCCAGCGACUGGAGGCGGCUGUAGAGGAGAUCUUCGAACUGGUGGAGAAGACGUUGUCGGAGUAUCAGGAGGAAACUGUCCGUAGCAAGAGAGAAAUCCUCCAGCUGAGAGGGCAAAUCGAGCAGCUGACCGUCCUUAAACCGAGAGUUGUAUUAUUCAGUGCAGAUGCACACCUUCCACAACAGCUCCCUGAGCUUCCUGUUCUUGGGGAAACAGAGAUCCAUGAGGUCAAACAGGAGGAAGUGUAUCAGUAUAUCAAUGCUGACGUGGAGGCUGAUUCUUCAAAAGAUGGUGAAUCAAAACCUGUCCCUAGCUGUGAGAUGCUCACAUCCUCCACAGCUGAAACCUUGAGUGUAAACCAAAGCAAGGAAGAAGAGGGGAAAGAAAGAGAUGGAUCAUUGUUGCCUUCCCAGAGUGAUAGCGUUGAGGUCUUUAAGGAACUGGAACAGCCUUCGAGAGACAAAGCAUAUUGCCGUCUUUGUGGUGAACAAUUCAUCUUUGAUGCUCAUCUUAGAAGGCAUGUAGACGAGAGCCACAAAGGGAACAAGGCCUUUAAAUGCAUGCAUUGCAACAAGGAGUUUGAUCAAAGGCACCAUCUGAUUAUGCAUAUAAGAAUUCACACAGGGGAAAAACCCUUUACUUGUGAUUACUGUGACAAAUCCUUUGUUCAGAACUCAUGUCGUGUUGUUCACAUGAGGUUGCAUACUGGGGAAAAACCGUAUUUUUGUAAAAGUUGCAAUAAAAGUUAUCGCACAAGUACUCAUUUUAAACUUUGCGAAAUGCGAAAAAAGCGCAAGAUAGCAAAAGAAAAGCAGAAUGAAGGAAAGGAUAACCAAAAACACUUUAAAUGCCAUGAAUGCAACAAGGAGUUCAAUCGGAAGCACCAGCUGGUUCUGCAUGCAAGAGUUCACACUAAUGAAAAACCCUUCAGUUGUGACUUGUGUCACAAAACUUUCAGAUACAACUUUAAUUGCUUGGCUCACAUGAGACGGCAUACUGAAAACCCCAAAAAAUACUUUUGUGAGAAAUGCGACAAGACCUUUGCCUGUAGCACACAUCUUACAUUGUGCAAAGGGGCAAAAGGGAAAAGCGAAGAUAAGUCCUUUCGGUGUUCAACAUGUGGUAGAACAUUUUACACAGAUUCCGACCUGAAGGUGCAUAUGGAGGUUCACGAGUCAUGGAAACUACACAUCAGUGAGAAAAGGCAAGGACAGAACGUGUGAGAAUGUGUGUCUUCUUAGUUCCUUAUUCAAAUUACACAUUCAAAACAUCCUCAGUAGCUGUUGGGUUGGGAACACUACAGUCACUAGUUCAAUUUCCCAAAUGAAAAAAAAGUAUGGAUUGGACUCUGAGGUGCUACUUUACCAGUUCACCUCCUGUUUACUGCCAAAGUGCCGUUGAUCAAGGCACCAGACUGCCCACUGCAUCCACGAAGAUGGAAUUAAUGCAUGCAGAUACCGAAUUUAACUGUUUGCGCAUGUGUACAUUUGUGUGAUGGUAUAAAGAGGAUUUCAUUUGAUUCCAGCUUUUAAACAUUUUUACAUUGUUUUUGUUCAAACACUUUUGUAUAUUUACAUUUUAUCAAACUAACAUUUUGUACACUAUUGUAUGGCAGGGAA
Molecule: messenger RNA, 1822 nt
Organism: Eleginops maclovinus (Patagonian blennie)
Lineage: Eukaryota; Metazoa; Chordata; Actinopteri; Perciformes; Eleginopidae
Product: zinc finger protein OZF-like
Exons: 2
Coding region: 167-1426 (419 amino acids)
Source: RefSeq, a predicted model, not a curated record